Molecule: messenger RNA, 1851 nt
Organism: Saccostrea cuccullata (small rock oyster)
Lineage: Eukaryota; Metazoa; Mollusca; Bivalvia; Ostreida; Ostreidae
Product: titin-like
Exons: 5
Coding region: 1-1851 (616 amino acids)
Biological process (GO): axon guidance; homophilic cell-cell adhesion; dendrite self-avoidance
Cellular component (GO): axon; plasma membrane
Molecular function (GO): cell-cell adhesion mediator activity
Source: RefSeq, a predicted model, not a curated record
AUGGCGUCCAAUUCUCUUUCAAAAGGCCAACAGAAUUUUACAACUCUUGCAAUAGCCUGUGUUGACGAAAUUAGAAUUGUCUUUAGGGAUAUUCUUGAAAGCAAGAUCAAGAUAGAUGAUCUUUACACCAAGAUCCAAUCAUGCCAGGACCUGUCAACUGGGGAUUACAAACUAGAAACAAUUCAACGUGAGAUUUGUGAGAAAGCUACUGACUAUGAGAAGUUUGAUGUUACUUUGCUGUAUAAACUGAUACGAAAUCUUUGUCUAAACCAUGAACCAAGUAAAAGAAAAGGGAAAACAUUAUCCAAAUCAAACUUGAGAAAUAUAAAAGAUGCUAUUGAGUACCUCAAAGAGUUCCGUAACGAAGCAUAUGCUCAUUUGACGUCUUCUGAGGUAUCUGAUGAAGAAUUCACACAACACUGGGAUAACUUGGAAAAACAUAUUCACAAAAUACAAACAUUUAUGGAGUCACUUGGGAAAAAGGUUCAUUAUAAAGAGGACAUUGCAUCUAUUAAACGAAUUCGUUAUUAUCAAAAUGAUUUGAACAAAUACAAAAAUCUCUUGGAAUUAAUAGUGAUAUUGUGGAAACAAUUAGAAAAUAAAGAUGCUCCGUUUAUAACAGUAGAAGGAAAUGGAGAAAUUCUUUGUGGAGAAAAGGCAUGUUUCGAGGCAGUGACAAAAAAUUGUCCAGUCAACAAUAACUGGCAAAUUACAUGGCAGAGAAUCAGGGGUAAAAUAACAGAAAUAAUCGACAUAAGUGAAAAGAAAUACGAUGGAAGUUCCAGUAAAAGGCUAGUUAUACCCCGGGUUUCAAUGGAGGAUGAUGGAGAAUAUCAGGCCGUGAUAGCAACAGUACAUAAAGGAACUCUUUCCUAUGUAACAAGUAACAGUUUUCGUCUGGAUGUCAUAGGAGAUCCCCCAAAUCUGGAUAUAAAAGAGGCAAUCACAGGUAUAGAUAUCACCAUUCUUUAUAAUAUAGAAAACACAUCUCCAGUAAUAGAGAAAAUAGAGUGGACCAAAGAUAAAAAGCGUUUAGAGAUGGAUCCAACUAAGUAUAAAGGUGGUGGAAUUACAGAUAAUUAUCUUGAAAUCUUGUCUCCAUCAGAGAAUGACGCCGGUGAAUACAAAUGUACAGUUUCAAAUGCUGUGGGAUCAGUUGUGAAGCAAAUAGUUCUAGCUGUCGCAUCUGUAGAAAUUUGCAAAGAACUGAAAGUUCCUUUGGGUGGCUGUGCCACGAUUGAAUCCAGCAUACAAUCAUGCCCUUCACUGAAAGAAGUAGUAUGGCAAAGAAGUAAAGAUGGAAAACCUGAGAAUUUUAUGACCAUAGACAUCAAUGAUGUUACAUAUUUUGGAAGCAAUUCGGAUAAGAAUAAACCUACACUAGAAAUAAGAAAUGCAUCCUAUGGGGACAAUUUAUAUUACCGCCUAAAAGUCGCAAAUGGAAUUGGCAUUACUACAAGCAAUGCAGUUAUUGUGGAAUUAGUUGGAGAUUAUCCUUCUGUGUUCACAUAUCAUGAAACUAAAACUCGUGAUAUGAGCGUUAAACUCCUAUGCAAAGUCUCCCUUUCGGAGGGUUCACCAGAGGUAACAAACGUUGUCUGGACAAAAGACAAAAAGGACAUCGAAAUAUCAAGUAGUGGGGGAAAAUUUGGUGAAGAAAACACUGAGGAAUUUUCGCUAUUAAUACACAAAGUCAAUGCAAACGACGCUGGGGAAUAUCAAUGCCGUGUCUCGAACAGUGUGGGGUGUAUGUAUGGAAAUCCAAUUUAUUUGGGUAAGCUUAGCUUGUCGUAUUGUGAUACAGAAGACAAUAAGAUCAUGUUUACAUAUAUGAGCAUAAACAUAAAUUAA